Miscanthus lutarioriparius is the source of this 351-nucleotide messenger RNA. Lineage: Eukaryota; Viridiplantae; Streptophyta; Magnoliopsida; Poales; Poaceae. The record is from the annotation of a GenBank genome assembly.
AUGGCGUCUUCCGCAUCACCGCCGGCCUCCAGGAGACAAGAGUCACAUCUCCAACCUGUACCUGUAAACAACCAAGUUGUCGAAGCAGGGGAAGGCGAGGGGAUGAAGGUGUGUGGCAAAGGGUCUGUGAACACAGAGAAAGUGGUCCUCUCUGACGUGUGGUAUGUCCCAGGGCUCAUUGCGAACUUUGUGUCGGUGGGGCAGCUAACUGAAGAUCACAAUCUGAUUGUUCAGCUUGGUGGUGGAAUGUGUCGCGUCAACAAGAAGAGUGAUGGGUCUGUUCUCGGUAGAGCACCUUUGAGGCCUUAUAGGAAGUAUGCAGUAGAUUUUCUGAAAAUUGAGCUGAAUUAA